This is a messenger RNA of Cuscuta campestris, 2197 nucleotides long. Lineage: Eukaryota; Viridiplantae; Streptophyta; Magnoliopsida; Solanales; Convolvulaceae. The record is from the annotation of a GenBank genome assembly.
CACAUCUCAUCAUCUCGGCCGUUGCGAGCAAUAAAGCAAACAACAAACAGUCCAUACCCACUGUGCGGCAGAGCAAUAAACAAAGCCAAAUUCAAAUUUCAAGGUUUUUUUUGGGAGAAAUUCAAACUUCCCUCCAACUAGAGCCCUCCAAAACUAAAAUUAGAAAUACAUCCAUUUUACACACUUCUAUUUAAAGACAUGUUGACUCUUCUUUGGAUUCUUCCACUUCCUUUUCCUUUUCAGCAGAUGUGUCAUCCUCUUUUGACAAUCUUCCCCAAGUGAUUGAAGUCCCUUUUGCUAACCUUUUCACUCCUGCAACAGAAAGCGAAAACAUUAGCAAAGGUGGUGUACUAAAUCAAAAACAAAAUUGGUGGUAGAUGUGUUACUACAACAGUAAAAAAUGGCAAACUUCAGGAUGGUGUCAUUAAGAAAGUAGAUGAAGAAUUCAGCUUUUCUGCUAAAACAAUUAGCAAAAUUUGGGCAGUAGCUACAACUCAACUUGAGGGUGGUCUACCCAUUAAUGUUGAAUGCAAGUGGAAAUGGAAAUGUGGCAGAAAAAGGCUCGCACUUGACAUGGAAAAAAUGGCAGUUGUGCCUUUUAACAGGAGAAAGAACAUGCGUGCACUUGCUCAUGCUAUGGAUGUGUCAAAAUCCACAAUCCAUAGAUGGCUUAAGUGGAAAGACAUCAGGAGGCAUUCAAGUGUCAUCAAGCCACUACUAUAAAAAAAGGUAUGCUUAAAAGACUGAAGUUCUGUUUGGAUCAUGUAAUUCCCCCCCCCCCAAUCCCCAUGAGCCCAAAAUUUCAUGACUUUUAUGAUCACAUUCAUAUUGAUGAGAAAUGGUUUGACAUAACAAAAGAAACCUCAACAUACUAUGCACUACCUAAGGAGGCACCCCCAUACUGAACCAUUCAAAGCAAAAAAAAAUCAUACCAAAAAUUAUGUUUCUAGCCGCGGUUGGUAGGCCUAGGUAUGAGGAGGAUGUGGAACUUCUAUGGGAUGAGAAAAUAAGCAUUUUUCCAUUCACUUAUGAAGCUCCAUCUCAAAGGUCUAUUAAGAACAAGCCUGCAGGGACUAUGGAAGUAACGUCCAUCCCAAUCAUAAAAAGAGAUGUGAUGAAGGGGAUGUUGCUUACUAAGUUACUUCGAGCAAUUAAAGAAAAAUGGCCAGGAUCAUCAAGGAAUAAAAUAGUACAGCAAGAUAUGUUAAGCCUCAUGUGGAUGGUAGUGACCUUGAUAUUAAAGAAGCUGCUCAAAAAGGUGAUUGGAACAUUGGACUAAAAUUCCAGCCACCCAACACCCCUGACCUAAACGUACUUGAUCUUGGAUUCUUUAGGUCAAUUGACUCACUGCAAGACCGAACAGCUGCUAGGUCCUUGACAGAGUUGCUUAAAGCUGUUACAACAACUUUUGAAAAACUAUCACCAGAGAAACUCAAUAAAGUCUUUUUGACUCUUCAAGGGGUGAUGGGUGAGGUUCUAAUUAACAAUGGAGGUAACCAAUUCAAAAUCCCUCACAUGGGAAAAAUUAAGUUGGCCAGAAAAGGUAGACUGCCACAAAUUGUUCUUAGAGGAACAAAUGUAAGUACCUUAAGUUAGGGUACUUUUUGUUAUAUCUGCAAACAUGGCCAAGGAAAGGUACAAUGUCUCCAUGUACCUCCAGUGACUUUUUGCACAAUUAUUUGAUGGGAACAAGUAUUGCAGGGACUUUUUGCACAAUUAUUGGAUGAGAACAAGUGUUGUAGGGACUUUUGAAUGCCAAAGAAGAAGUAUUGAACAUGCAGGUUUUAAGCAAUGGGAUUUUUUUGCUUUUUGUGAUACCCUCUUCAUCCUCUAAGGGAAAAUGGCCUCCCCCAAGUUUGAGAGAAUUUGGGAUAUGCAAAGGAGAAGGCCUUUUUACGACACUAUCGGUUAAUAUCUUGAAGCUGGGCAUCGUAGAGUCACGAAUCACCACUACUACUAAUUCAAUUUCUGAAGAAGAAGGGAAGAUUGAUCAGAACAGAGGAGGAGAGGAGAGGAGGGUAAAAUGCCGCGAUGGGAAAGUGGAAUGGGCAGAAGAGAGACAGUGGAGUUAAUAGGGCACGAUUGGUCCAUUCAUUAUCAUCGAAAUUGAUGCGGCGAGGUCUUUUACUGCCAGAAUUUCUUUAUAUUUUUUACCGGGCACCACUUGCACAAAUAGCUUUUCAAAGCUACAGUUUGG